UCUCUCUAUCUCUCUCUCUCUCUCUCUCUCUCUCUCUCUCUCUCUCUACACAAACACGUACGGAGGCUUCGAUCUCAAGAGCAGCGACAUGGAAAGCAUCAGAAUAGUGGAGUUCUUCAAGAACAAGAGCAUUCUGGUCACUGGAUCCACUGGCUUCCUAGCAAAAAUAUUCGUGGAGAAGGUGCUACGGGUUCAACCCGAGGUCAAGAAGCUGUUCCUCCUCGUCAGAGCCGGUGAUGCCACAUCCGCCCACCAGCGUGUGCAGACCGAGAUACUAGAAAAGGAUUUAUUUAAGGUUCUAAAAGACAAACACGGCGACGGCUUCCGUUCAUUUGUUACGAGCAAACUUGUUCCUCUGGCCGGCAACAUAGUCCAGGAAGAUUUAGGAAUACAUGACUCUGAUCUCCGAAGAAACUUGUGGAAGGAAGUAGAGGUUGUUGUCAAUGUAGCUGCAACCACCAACUUUGAUGAGAGAUAUGAUGUUGCGUUGGGCAUCAAUGUCCUCGGAGCCAAGCAUAUCUUGGAGUUUGCCAAACGAUGUGUUAGGCUACAAAUGCUUCUCCAUGUUUCUACCGCUUAUGUAGCUGGCGAGCAAAGCGGACUGAUCUUGGAGAAGAAGUUUCUCAUGGGAGAGACCCUCAAGGGGGGCUCCUACUUGGACAUUGAAGCAGAACUAAGCUUGGCGGACAAGAAGAAGAGGGACCUCCGUGCAGAGGACGCGACCGAGGAAGCAGAGAAGCUAGCCAUGAAGGAACUGGGGAUAAACAGGGCUAAGUUGUUUGGUUGGCCAAACACCUACGUUUUCACCAAAGCGAUGGGUGAGAUGUUGCUUGGACACUCGAGAGGAGAUCUGCCGAUGGUUAUUUUGCGCCCAACGAUCAUAACAAGCGUUCAGAGUGAUCCACUGCCGGGUUGGAUCGAAGGAACACGGACGAUCGACAGCGUAAUCAUAGGUUACGCGAAGGGGAAGAUCACAUGCUUCUUUGGAGAUCUCGAUGUCAUCAUGGACGUGGUGCCCGGGGACAUGGUGGUGAAUGCGAUGAUGGCGACCAUGGCAGCUCACUCGAAUCAGCAGGCCGAGUUCAUCUACCACAUGGGCUCGUCCAUGAGAAAUCCAGUGACGUACGCCACCCUGGAGCAUUGUCACUUCCGUUACUUCCUUGCCAACCCUCGCGUCGGGAGAGAUGGAAGUGUCAUGCCGACAAAGAGGCUUUCUUUCAUCAAAAGCAUGGUCCUUUUCCGCGUCUUCAUGACUCUGAGAGACAAGCUGCCAUUGGAGGUAAUGCACCUGGUCAAUCUAUUAUCUUGUGGACGACUCGCUCGUGGAUACAAUGAACUCAACCGGAAGUACAGGUUCAUGAUGUAUCUUGUCGACCUUUACAAACCCUACGUCUACUUCGAUGGAUGCUUUGAUGAUCUAAACAUGGAGAGGUUGAGGAUGGCGGUGAAGAAGGACGACGCAGAGGCCACGAUGUUUGAUUUUGAUCCCAAGCACAUUGAUUGGGAGGACUACUUCAGUAGCAUUCAUAUCCCAGGUGUAAUGAAAUAUGCAUUCAAGUGAGCCAUCAAAGAUGAACAACAGGAUGUAAACCCCUCUUGGUGGAAAUAAGAUAUAAAUUGAAUAUCUAGUUGAAUCCUGUUAAAUUAGAUAAGGAGAAGAGAUAGAGCUAUCAAACAUGACAAAAUAUUUUGUUUCACUCAAAAACUUUACUCAA
Messenger RNA from Musa acuminata AAA Group (dessert banana), 1715 nucleotides. RefSeq names its product probable fatty acyl-CoA reductase 4. Gene Ontology annotation, molecular function: alcohol-forming very long-chain fatty acyl-CoA reductase (NADP+) activity. NCBI's taxonomy places the organism in Eukaryota, Viridiplantae, Streptophyta, Magnoliopsida, Zingiberales, Musaceae. Gene Ontology annotation, cellular component: intracellular membrane-bounded organelle. The transcript is spliced from 10 exons. Bases 89 to 1561 code for a protein of 490 amino acids. Gene Ontology annotation, biological process: long-chain fatty-acyl-CoA metabolic process; suberin biosynthetic process. The record is from RefSeq and is a predicted model, not a curated record.